UCACUUGCCCGAAUUGUAAAGGUCUCAGAGGGAUACUGUUCUGGGAAAUUCGCAACGUCUCCGCUCGGCUCCUUCUCCGUCUUCCUCCUUCCUGCAAGAUCCUGCUCGGAUCGGGGGAAUUCGUUAGGGUUUUCGUGGUAGACAUCUUCCAUUAACACGAACACUAGGGCUUCUUAUGAUCUGAUGAGUUUCGCCUUCCUCUGCGAAUGUCUUUCCCACACUUCUCUGUCCCGCUUCUGCUGCUGUUCUUUUUCGUGGUUUCGGGGAACCCGAAUCUUGUUGACCUAGUCGAGGAGGAAUCGGAAACGGGAGAGGCUUUCACGGAGUUGAGCGAUAUUUCUAUUUGGCACGACUAUUCGCCGCCGUCGCCACCGCCGCCGGCGCCCUUCCAUCCACCGACGUGCUCCUGCGAGGAUGAUCUCGGGGGAGUCGGAUCCUUCGACACGCUAUGCCUGUUGAAGUCGAGCGUGCAGCGCACCAGUGAUGUUUACAUUGAAGGUAGCGGUAGCCUUAAUCUUCUCCCAGGGGUUGAGUUGAGCUGUCGGAUUAAGGGAUGCAUUGUCCUGGUCAACCUCUCCGGGACAAUAACCCUGGAGCCCCGUUCGGCCAUCGUGGCAGGGACGGUUAAACUGGCCGCGUUCAACAUGAGCAUUGGGGAUGAGGCUGCGCUGAAUUCAGCGGCCUUGGCUGGGGAUCCACCGCCAAAGACUAGUGGGGCAGCAACUGGGAUUUACGGCGAUGGUGGCGGAUAUGGGGGUCGAGGUGCUAGCUGCUUCGUGAGGGAUGGACAGACUCAGGAUGACUCAUGGGGUGGAGACGCUUAUGCUUGGGCGACACUUACGAUGCCAGAUAGCUACGGAAGCAAAGGGGGUUCUACGAGCCUGGAAGAAGAUUUUGGGGGAAGUGGUGGAGGCCGGAUUUGGUUGGAGAUUGAGGAAGUGCUUGAGGUCAAUGGAACUAUCAGCGCUGAUGGCGGUGAUGGUGGACCUAAAGGUGGUGGUGGUUCAGGCGGCAGCAUCUAUAUCACGGCUGCCAAAAUAAAGGGUGGUGGCAAGAUUAGCGCUUCAGGAGGUGAUGGCUUGGCUGGAGGUGGAGGAGGGCGUGUGUCUGUUGAUAUUUUCAGCAGGCAUGAUGAGCCUGAAAUUUUUGUUCAUGGAGGUAUGAGUCUGAGUUGUCCAACUAACAAUGGUGCUGCUGGGACUCUUUAUGAUGCUGUACCUCGAAGCCUUAUUAUGUCAAACCACAACCGCUUAACAUGGACUGAUACUCUUCUUUUAGAAUUUCCUUAUCAACCACUUUGGACAAAUGUUUUUGUUCGAAAUAAUGCCAAAGCUGUUGUUCCUUUGCUAUGGAGUCGUGUACAGGUUCAAGGACAGCUCAGUCUACUUUCUGGGGGUCUACUGACUUUUGGUCUGAAAAAGUAUCCAUACUCUGAAUUUGAGCUCAUGGCUGAAGAACUUCUUAUGAGUGAUUCUAGCAUCAAGGUAUAUGGGGCCUUGAGAAUGUCGGUAAAGAUGUUCUUAAUGUGGAAUUCAAAACUAUUUAUAAAUGGAGGUGGGGACGCACUAGUUGCAACAUCUUUAUUGGAGGCUAGCAAUUUAAUUGUUUUGAGGGAAAAUUCUGUGAUGCAUUCCAAUGCUAAUCUUGGAGUUCAUGGACAAGGCCUUCUAAAUUUGUCUGGAACAGGAGAUACUAUUGAAGCACAACGGCUUGUCCUUUCUCUCUUUUAUAGCAUCAAUCUUGGACCGGGAUCUGUUCUUCGUGGCCCUUUGGUGAACUCCUCAAGUGAUGAAAUGGCUCCGAGACGGAACUGUGAACCCGUGGAUUGUCCUAUGGAGCUGAUUCAUCCACCUGAAGAUUGUAACAUCAAUUCUUCCCUGUCUUUCACUAUUCAGAUAUGUCGUGUUGAAGAUAUUGGAGUGGCAGGCCUUAUACAAGGCACUGUUGUUCAUUUUCAUAGGGCAAGAACAGUUGUUGUUCAUCCUUCUGGAACAAUUAGUUCAUCCGGCUUUGGCUGCAAAGGUGGUGUUGGCAGAGGUAUGGUUUUGAGUAGUGGUGUUGGUGGUGGUGGAGGGCAUGGUGGUAAAGGUGGGGAUGGUUUGGUUAGCGGCGAUUUUGUACAAGGUGGUAUUACAUAUGGGAAUACUGCUUUGCCUUGUGAACUUGGCAGUGGCAGUGGCAAUGACAGCAUGCCUGGUUCAACAGCUGGAGGGGGUAUUAUUGUGAUGGGUUCCUUGGAACAUUCUCUGUCCAGUUUGUCCGUUCACGGUUUUAUAAUGGCAGAUGGAGAAAGUGCCUCUAAUAUUUCAAAUUCCGGACCUGGUGGUGGAUCUGGGGGUACAAUUCUUAUAUUCUUGCAUAAUCUCAUGCUUAAUGAAGGAUCUUUCAUUUCAACUAGUGGUGGUGUUGGUGGUUCAAACAGUGGAGGUGGAGGUGGCGGCCGGGUUCACCUCCAUUGGUCUAACAUUCCCACAGGAGACGAGUAUUUCCCCAUCGCCAGCAUAGGGGGAACUAUAUCUGCAAGGGGAGGCAUAAGUUCUGGUCGAGGAUUUACGGGGGGAAAUGGUACUGUUACUGGAAAGGAUUGCCCCAGUGGACUUUAUGGAACGUUUUGCAAGGAAUGCCCUUUAGGUACCUACAAAAAUGUCACUGGAUCUGAUUUUUCUUUUUGUCGUCCUUGCCCACCUGAAGAGCUUCCUCGUCGUGCUGUGUAUACAAGUGUUCGAGGAGGUGUGGCGGAAACUCCUUGUCCUUAUAAAUGUAUCUCUGACCGUUACCACAUGCCACACUGCUACACAGCUCUGGAAGAAUUAAUUUAUACUUUUGGUGGGCCGUGGUUGUUUGGCCUCCUCCUUUUUGGCCUUCUUGUUUUACUAGCCUUGGUUUUGAGCGUUGCGAGAAUGAAAUUUGUUGGUACUGAUGAAUUACCUGGCCCUGCUCCAACUCAGCAUGGCUCUCAAAUUGAUCAUUCCUUUCCAUUUCUGGAAUCGCUAAAUGAGGUUCUGGAAACUAACAGGGCUGAAGAGUCUCAGAGUCACGUGCAUAGAAUGUAUUUUAUGGGUCCAAAUACUUUCAGUGAACCUUGGCAUCUUCCUCAUUCUCCUCCAGAACAGAUAAUAGAAAUUGUGUAUGAGGAUGCAUUCAAUAGAUUUGUUGAUGAGAUCAAUGCCCUUGCUUCUUACCAGUGGUGGGAGGGAUCAAUUUAUAGCAUUCUUUGCAUCGUUGCUUAUCCUCUGGCAUGGUCAUGGCAGCAGUGGAGAAGAAGAAAGAAGUUGCAAAGGUUGCGUGAAUUUGUUCGUUCCGAGUAUGAUCAUGCGUGCUUACGUUCUUGUCGUUCACGUGCUCUUUACGAAGGUCUUAAGGUGGCUGCUACACCAGAUUUAAUGCUUGCAUAUAUAGAUUUUUUCCUAGGCGGAGAUGAGAAGAGGCCUGAUCUUCCUCCUCGGCUUCACCAAAGAUUUCCUAUCUGCUUAAUCUUUGGUGGUGAUGGAAGUUACAUGGCUCCCUUUUCCCUUCAUAGUGAUAAUGUUCUGACCAGUCUUAUGAGUCAGGCUGUACCACCAACCAUAUGGUAUCGACUGGUUGCUGGGUUGAAUGUUCAACUGAGAUUAGUCCGGCGUGGUCACCUUCGGGCAUUAUUGUUGCCUGUUCUCUCUUGGCUGGAGGCUAAUGCAAAUCCUAAUCUUAGCACUCAUGGCGUCUUGGUUGAUCUUGCAUGGUUUCAGUCUACUUCAUCUGGUUAUUACCAGCUUGGUCUUGUGGUUUAUGCAGUAGAAGGUGAAAUCGAAACCAAUGUUGCUGAUACACUUACCAGAUCUACUAAAGUAGAAUCACCACGCAUACAGAGGGGUAACCAAGCCGAAGCAGUUCUUUUAAAUAGGGAAGCAAUUCUGAGGCGUAAAAGAGUAAACGGUUCUAUAAUAGAUCGUCACAAUGUCCAUACGCUUGAUGAUAAGAAAGAUAUUUUCUAUCCAUUAUCUUUUGUGGUGCAUAACACCAAACCUGUUGGUCAUCAGGAUCUUGUUGGUUUGGUUAUUUCAAUCCUUCUCCUGGGAGAUUUUAGCCUAGUACUCCUUACGUUGCUCCAAUUGUAUUCCUUCUCACUGCUGGAUAUUUUCUUAGUGUUGUUCGUUCUUCCCCUGGGUAUACUUGCGCCUUUUCCUGCUGGUAUAAAUGCUCUAUUUAGUCAUGGACCUAGAAGAUCCGCAGGGCUUGCUCGUGUGUAUGCUCUAUGGAAUAUCACCUCUUUGAUUAAUGUGAUUUGUGCCUUCAUUUGUGGCUUUGUGCAUUACAAGUCAUCAACCCGCAGACAUCAGAAUUUGCCGGCCUGGAACUUGGGCGCAGACGAGAGUGGAUGGUGGUUAUUCCCGACGGGGCUUCUACUGUGCAAGUUCAUCCAGGCGAGGCUCAUAGACUGGCAUGUGGCUAACUUAGAAAUACAGGAUCGUUCGCUGUAUAGUAAUGACCCCAAUGUGUUCUGGCAGUCAUGACAUGAUAAAGGUUUAAGUGAUAGGUAGAAGAAUCUCAGUUAGAUGCAGCAAAAACCUAUUCUUCUUUCUUUUAUUUUCUGGUUUUUCUUUCUUUCAUCUUCUUACGAAUAUUUUUGAAAGAGAAAUAGAGAAAGAUAACCGAGAGGGAAGGGGGGGAGGGCCUUCUUUUUAUUGCAUUAAGGCCUUUCUCAUGCAUUACACUGUUAGACUGGCUUAGUGUUCAUCGAUGUCAGUCGCAGUUUUAAAAGAUGUAAAUAUAACGAGAAGAAACAUUCUUUUGUAGAAACGAAAACUUACAAAUGUAAUAUAUAUGAUCACGCAGAAGCGGGAUUUGAUCCA
This is a messenger RNA of Dendrobium catenatum, 4829 nucleotides long. RefSeq lists its product as uncharacterized. The coding region runs from base 207 to 4490 and encodes 1427 amino acids. NCBI's taxonomy places the organism in Eukaryota, Viridiplantae, Streptophyta, Magnoliopsida, Asparagales, Orchidaceae. The record is from RefSeq and is a predicted model, not a curated record. The transcript is spliced from 22 exons.